AUGCUACCCGUCAGCUCCGGCGUCGCUAUCGCGACCGCUGUCUACAGAAGACUCGCUGACAGUCCGGUGUCGCUCUCCAAGAGGGACACCAACACCUCACAAGAUCAGCUCCCUCCUUGGUCAUUGCUUAUUGUUCUCAUCGACUGGAUCAUCUUUCUCCCUCUUCUCAUCAUCACCUUCUACACCUUCCAACGAGUCUUUCCCGUGCUAGCCAUGGUUGAAGAUGAGAACGAUCCUGCUUACGACCGAAUCUCCCUAGAUGACGACGAGACUGCAUCCUUCGCUGAUGAUGCAGCUCUCCACAACAGCCCGAAGAAGGUCCCUGAUGCUCCUGGCGCUUCUGCUGGCCGCGCUUCUGCUAGCCGUGCUCCUGUUGUCCACACCCCGACUGGCCGCGCUCUUCCCAUUACCUCGAGCAUCCGUGCCACCACUCGUCUGGUUCGCUCUCAUGGCGGAUUCGGUGCCUUCUUCCGCGGCUUUUCCUGUUAUUUCGCCUAUACGCUGCUGACUUCCAUCAUUUUGGUCCUAUUUAUGCUUGUGCUCCCCACCAGCCUUGCUUUCCUCGCCCUCCUGCCUGCCUCCCUGGCCUUGGUUCAGCUGGAUACCGCAUGGGUUCAUAUCGUCAUGACAUCCCGUUCUCCUAUUCGGUUCUGGUCACGCAUGCCCGAUUUCCGCCGCACGUUCGAUGCUACAGCUCGACCCGUCGCCCUAUUGUGGCUUGUUACGCAGAUCGCCCGCUUCACGCCUUCUCUGGUUGCCCGGGCUAUCAACGCAAAUCACAACAAUUGGAAGGACGUCGUUGUUGUCUUGGCGAGCCUCGCUGUUGUUGUUCUGCUUGUCAUUCCAGCCCACGUUGUUCUCGUCCGCGUUCAGGCCUCGCUAUUGCCCGAGGCUGACGACACGAUAAUCCCCUUCGACCGCUCUUUUGGCGGCUCCGUGGUCCCAGCUGUCCUCGAUGGCAAGGGCUAUGUCAGCAUGACUGAGGCCUGGAACACCUUCUCCGCCGCCGCCUGGCGCCGUCUUGUCCAGCUUUACGUCAAAGUCUUCUUGAUUGGCAUCGCUGGCAUUCUCAUCAUGGCUGCUGUGAUGAUACCCGAAUAUAUGCUCCUCCACGCACAGAGCUCACGCAAGCAUUAA
Messenger RNA from Verticillium nonalfalfae, 1137 nucleotides. RefSeq lists its product as uncharacterized. The transcript has 2 exons. The record is from RefSeq and is a predicted model, not a curated record. Lineage: Eukaryota; Fungi; Ascomycota; Sordariomycetes; Glomerellales; Plectosphaerellaceae. Bases 1 to 1137 code for a protein of 378 amino acids.